AUGACUUUGCAACAUGGUUUGCAGCAGCACACCGUUUUAGUUACACAACAUUUUGGACCACAGCAGCAUGAACAACAGCAAGGAUCACAGCAAGAGCAACAGCAAGGAUCACAACAGCAUGGGUCACAGCAUGAACUACAGCAUGAGCCGCAGCCACAUCCACAGCCACAACCACAUCCACAACCGCAACCACAACCACAGCCUGGCAUAUUAAUAGUAAUAAUGGAAUGUAAAAUACAACUAGAGUACGAUGAGAACUGA
Messenger RNA from Adineta steineri, 261 nucleotides. Lineage: Eukaryota; Metazoa; Rotifera; Eurotatoria; Adinetida; Adinetidae. The record is from the annotation of a GenBank genome assembly.